This is a messenger RNA of Benincasa hispida (wax gourd), 5251 nucleotides long. The record is from RefSeq and is a predicted model, not a curated record. NCBI's taxonomy places the organism in Eukaryota, Viridiplantae, Streptophyta, Magnoliopsida, Cucurbitales, Cucurbitaceae.
AAUUUUAGUUUAUUUAUUUUGAAUGAAAGAAACAUUGCGAAAUAACACCUAUAUAAUAGUUUCAAAAUUGAAGCCCACAAAGAAACCUGAAAACAAAUGAAGGACCUAAUCUCACUAGGGUCCCUAUCCACAUAUCUAAAGACCUUACUAUUCUGCUCGCGCCACAAAACCCAAAAAUAGCACACACCCCUGCAAGCCAUAAAAGGUGACCCUUCUCCCUUCGAGGUGGAUUGAGAAGGGACUCCUUGAUUAUCGCACUAACAUCUCUGUGACGAGUAACCACGAUGUUAAACGUCUGGUAGAAAGAAUCUCAUAUCGAACUAGAAAAUUCUCACCACCAAAGAAUAUGGUAUAUGUCUUCCUCUACCAUCCGACAAAGAAAACAACAAAAAGGACCAAGUGAGGGCAACUUCGUCUUAAGCCGAUCCAUCAUGUUAGCACGGCGGUGUAAAACUUGCUAAGUAAAGAACCUCACUUUCCUUGGGAUCUUAAUCCUCUAAAGCACCUAAAAGUCCGAUAGACCUAGGGGAGAAGGAUCAACCAAACUAAGAAAGAAAGACUUACAUGAGAACCUUUUCAAAGGAUCGGGGCUCAAAAUCCCUGCAUCUCUUAUCUCAUGCCUAAAAGGGUAACUCUCAGGUAAGGAAAUAAGUGGGACCACAUCCACCAGUGCUCUAUUGGAAGGAGUGCAACGAAACCUAAAAGAAAAAUAACAAUAGCUCUCAAACGACACAAGAAAGUCGAAAACAAAAUGAUUUUUUAUGGAAGACAAAUGAUACAGGCAAGGGAACAAUGUGAACGGAGAGGUCUCUUCUCCACCCAAUAGUCUUUCCAAAAAUACAAGUCUCUCCCCUCCCCCACCACACAGCAAACCAAAUGAAUAAAAGAAGAGAGCUCAUUUGAAAUAUUCUUCCACAAGUUUCGAUGAGUACUUUUAACCCCCUUAAACAUCAACAUGAAAGGAUCGGGGCCAUGCUUACUAAUAAUAAUCCUACGCCAAAGGGAACUAGACUCAGAGAAGAAACAACGUAGCCAUUUAAUCAAGUACGAUCCCUUCCCUUUCCCUUCCUCUCCAGAGAAGAAACAACUUAGCCAUUUAAUCAAGUGUGAUCCCAUCCCUUUCCCUUCCUCUCCAGAGAAGAAACAACGUAGCCAUUUAAUCAAGUGUGAUUUCUUCCCUUUCCCUUCCUCUCCAGAGAAAUCAUUUUUUAUAUCGAUCUAAAAAUUGAAUCAAAGAGUGAAAGCGAGUUUCACAACCUGAGGUAUUGCACAAGAGGAAGGGAGGGAACAUUUGAAACAAGCGUAAGUAAUAAUCCCACAAGCUGCAGAAUCUAGCGAAAUGAGUAUCAUUGCCACACAACACCAUAGGUUGAUGAUAUUAAGUCACGGAUUGAUUGUUAGAUAUCUCAUCAACAUCAUCAACCAUGGGAUGAGUGUUUUUUAUUUUUUUAUUUGUUUUUUAGUCUAAACCGUGGGAUGAGUGUCAAUUUUUUUUUUUUUUUUUUUUAGAGUCAACUUUCAUUGAGAAUAAAUGAAAGAAUACAAGGGCAUACAAAAACAAGCCAACCAUAACACGCCUACUAAAAGGAAGGGGUUCCAGCUAAGUAAAAUGUUAUCAUGAGAAUAAUUACAAAAAAAAGCUGCAAAACCAAAGGCCAAAGAGACAUAUGAGACCUCGCGAGGACCAAACCUCAUAAGGGUCCCUAUUCCUACCUCUGAACACUCUAUUGUUCCGCUCCCCCCAAAUAUCCCAUAGAACCGCGCAUGCUCCAACAAACCACAAAAAAUGACCUCUCUCUGAAAGGUGGAUGGAGGAACUCCCGGUCAUCGCACGAACAUCCCUUUGGCCGAAAAUCCGAACGUCAAACUCCUGUAAGAAGCAACUCCAAACAGCCCGUGCAUACUGACAGUCCCAAAGGAGAUGAUCAAAGUCUUCCUCCACCUUCCGUCGAAGAAUACAGCUGAAAGGCCCCAUCAGUGAAGUCAUCUUCCUAACAAGCCUAUCUAAGGUGUUCACUUGGCCAAGCAGAACUUGCCAAGUUAAGAACUUGGUUUUCUAAGGUAUCUUCAUCCUCCAAAUCACGUAAAAAACUUGCUAAACCAUGGGAUGAGUGUUAAAUUUAAUUAAAAUAGGAUCCAGAGAUAAAUUUCUAAAUAUCAUAAUCUAGUGUAAGAAGUCCUCUCUGCAAACACAAUCCCGUUUCAAACUUUAUGGAGGGAGCAAAGAAUAACAAAACAAGGACUAGAAACUUCCCUUAGAACAUCGAGUAUACUUUUGACCAUCAUGUUCACAUCUUGAGCUCUUUCCAUUGAUAGCAAGACAUACUUGACAAGGUUACAAAACCAGAAUGAAGGUGAGGAUCGUUUUGAGGAAGGUUUAUGAUUACAUUCGGUAUGAUUUGAAGGAAAUUGCAUUUCCUUCGUCGUUGCCAGAUCCUCCACAUGUAAAGAAGCGUCGAAAGCUUACAUGGCACGAACGAUUCUUGGUGUUGAAGGAGGCUUCUAGGUUAUAUGCUGCAAGCUGGGUGCGGGACAUUGGCCCUGACCUGCGACCAAAUGACUAUAAGGUGCAAGAAAGCGAAAACAAAACAAAUUCUGGAAAAAGUGCGCCUAAGGAGAAAGUACCUUCAACACUUGAAGACCUGGCCGUGGCUGCAAGAGGAGGAAUGGAGACAUUAAAACCAGCUUUGCAGCGGGUGUAUAUGACUAGAGCUUCUGCAUAUAGAGAUGCUCUAAAAAAUUUUAUAGAUGGGUAUCAAGAAGGUAUUCAGCAUGUCCUGGAGAAAAAGGACGUAUCUGAUUCCCAAAAGGGAAGUGAUAAAAUCUAAUAAAAUUUCUGAUAGUUUUUUAUGCUUUAUGUAAAAGUUGCAGAACUGUGAAUAAAAUUGUUUAGAGGAUUGGGCAGUUCAGUUUCCAUUUGUAAAAAUUGGUUCAGUUGAGAUUUUGUGUUGUUUUUGCCAGUGCAUUUUGAAACAUAUAGUCUUGAGCGUCUUCUAAAUAUGCACACAAGCACACAGUCGAGAAAAGAUAGCAAAUUAAACCUUUAUGUUUUCUGCAUAAGAACUAUUCCCAUGCUUAUUUUCCCCUGCCAUUGUCGAUUAUUUUAGAGUUCUUAGUGACCGUUUAAUAUUUGCUUACAAGAAGCCAUGGAAAGAUUAGUGUGGAGGAAGCUGCUUUUGGCUGCUAAAUGAAUGAUUCAGUUGUUGUUUUUCUUGUUUCUGCCUAUGUGGUCUUCCUCUUUGGGACUCUCAAGGCUUUUUACCUUUGGUCUUUUUGAGAACUGGAUUGUUGAUUCAAGAUUACUCUCGCAAAUUUGUGAACAUGUGUGAAAUUAGCGAAGAUUACAGGAAAAUAACUUCUGGUCCUGUAAGGUUUGGUUUACCAUUUGUCUCAAGUUGGAUAAUUUUUCAACACUUCAGAUGUAAAUUCUAGAUUGCAGCUGGCCCCUGCGUUCACAUUAAGAUCGUUCUGGCUUUUCAAUCAUGUCUUGAGGUAUCUGCAUGGUGGAUUGAAUUUCCAAUACAGCCAUAACUCUAUGAUUUGACAACAAAGAGCUGGACGCUGAUUUUGCAAAUUGAGAUUGAAAUGUUGUGGCAGAGUUGGGUCAUAAGAUGCUGUGGAGAUGCUCAAGUACACUUUAUUAUGGUGAGAAGGAAGGUUGAAAAUGACUGGGCAUUAUGGGGUUUGAAGGGCCCAUUUAGAAUUGGGUCCUUGCUUUUAGCAGAUUAGCUCCCAAUGUUCGAGCUACUACCAUUUGGCUUUUCCCAGCGAAGCCUGAAUUGUUGUAAGCGAAUGAGGUACCGAUUGCUCCAUAUUUUUUAUGCUCUUUUUGGGACUGCAAUUAUAAAAAGGAAUCAACAGUGAAGUUGCUCAAUAUCAUGCCUACUGUUUAGUCUCAUGCUUGGUGUUGCUUCUAUUCUUUUCAGUUUUAAAGCUGAUGGUUCUUGCUUUCAAGUCUUGUUGUGUUAAUUGGUUAAAAAUCCUAUUUUAGAGAGAAUAACCAGGUGAUUUCCCUAAAAGAUAGCAUGAGAAGACCAGAGAUUGAUUUCGUUUGAAUCGAAUCAUUGGUUAAGGUAGCAUGAGCUGAACUCUCUUAUUGUCUAGGCUUAUCUCAAUUUAUAAUCUGAAAGAGAUUUGUCCAAGUACUUUUCAACUAUUUAAAAAAAAAAAAAAAAAAAAAAGACUUGUACAAGUAUAAUAAGUACUAAAGAUCCUGACAAAGAAUCAAGUGACCAAUCUCUUUAUUGAUAAACUAAUGAUUGUUUGAUGCGAUUCACCAUAACUUAUGCAGCCAUUGAAAUGUCUAAUUUUCAGUUACCUUUGGGUUAGUACAAAUAUUGACUAUGCUAAUUUUGGUAUUUUUGCUUGUUUCUGUGUUCCAAAGUAUUCUGGAAUCACAAAUGAACGGAUCGAUGAAAAGAUAAGUGGAAUGGACCAUGGACGAAUUAUCACUUGCUAUUACUAUAUGUGUACUGUACUUAGUCAUGCAUAAUAGAGUGUUGCUUUCCAAGCAUAUCCCCUAAGUAGGAGUCCUUUCAUUCCUUUGAUUAGCCAUUUCUUCAAUGCCAAUGAUAGCUUGCACACAUAUCUGGGGACCCCCCCACUUUCAAAGCCACUGAUGAGGAAAAACAUCAACCAGGGAGGUCAAUGGCUAUCUCUCGUUUGAACAUUUACGGGCCCCGCUAGCAAGAUUUCCUAACUCAUCUUUUCAUCAUUCGCACAGGGGCAGACAUAGCAUGAAAAAUUAACAUCCGCCUCUCGAGCAGAUCAGAUCAGAUGGAUUCACAGAAAAGGGUUGAAAGGACACGACAACUGAGAAGGUAAAUCUUUAUAUAGAUGAGUUGAGAAAAGAAAGGUUAGAUUUUGCUAAAACUUUUAAAAUAGCAAGAGUAGAGGGCAGGCUAGUACGACGGGACUGUCACCGAUCCAUCUAAUCCUCACCCACUCAAAUAAAGCACUAAACACAGCCCCAUACCCUCUCCUCCCCUUUUUCCACUACUCAUAUUUUUCGAGCCUCUCUCAAAAAAUCUUCACCCAGAAUCUCAACAGUAGUCAAAUACAUUCCUCAUUCCUGACCUUCAACGGUCCUAGUCUCCCAUUUGCAUGUAUGACGUCAGCCCUAGCUACCUUCCUUCUUGGACCCCACUUUUUUCCCCUCUUCACACCACAUCCUUAUCCAUGAUCUCUGUUUACACCCUCCACCCAUAACCUUGGGAAGUUGGCCAGAAAAUCUGGGAUUUCCUUUUUUUUU